AUGAAAGAAGAGGCAGAGGACAGAGACAGAGAUGUAAGCAGCCUAAAUAACAAGCUCUUGAGCCUGCAAAUGGACAUCAAGAAUCUCCAUGAUGUUUGCAAGAGACAGGGGAAGACCUUGCAGGAAAGUCAUCUCUGCGGGGAGGAAGUGAUGGAGAACAACAACCAUUCACUAGGACAGAGUCAAGAGUAACCAUUAUCAUUGCAGAAGUUACAGGUGGAGUUUGAGCCUACUAAACAGUGUCACCUGACACAGCUCCAACAACUGAAGAAAAAGUUGCUGGCCCUUCAGCAGGAGCUGGAGUUCCGUACAGAGGAGCUGCAGGCAUCCUACUGCUCCCUCCUGCAGUACCAGUCUGUCUUGCAGAAGCAGACUUCAGACCUGGUUCUUCUUCAUCAACACUGCAAAAUGAAGGAAGAUGAGGUGAUCCUUUAUGAAGAGGAAAUGGGGAAUCACAACAACAACACGGGGGAGAAGCUCAUUUUGGCAGAAGAGCAGCUUGCCUUAGCCGGGGACAGGAUCCUUUCCUUGGAAAGGAGCUUAAACCUCUACAGGGAUAAGUAUCAGGCUUCCCUGAGCAACAUUGAAUUACUGGAAUGCCAAGUGAAGAUGCUAGAAGGGGAACUCAGCGGGCUAGCCAACCAGGAGCCUAAGAACAAAGGUGAUGACUCCAAGCUGCAGGUUUCCACAUCAAUCUGCCUGACUCAAGAGCAUCAGGAUUCACUGAAAGGCCUGUCAGAAGUGUGGCAAAAGAUCUCUGAGCAGGACGAUCUCAUCCAGCAACUCCGAAAUAAACUAGCCUGUAGCAAUGCUUUGGUUCUGGAACGUGAAGAGGCUCUAAUAAAAUUACAAGCAGAAUUUGCUUCAUAUACAGCAGUCAACAGACAUCCUAACUCCUCAGAAGAUUAUGAAGACAUAAAAAAGAUCUUGAGGCACUUUCAGGAGCAGAAAGACAGCCAGUGCCUGCAUGUGGAGGAGUACAAGAACCUGGUGAAGGACUUGAAUCUGGAACUGGAAACCGUGUCAGAGCAGAAGAAAGGCAUCAUGAAAGACAUGAUGAAGCUUGAGCUGGACCUGCAUGGGCUGCGGGAGGAGACCUCUGCCCACAUAGAACGGAAGGACCAGGAGAUCACCUGCCUACAACGGCGACUGCAGGAACUACAGAUGCAGUUCACGGAGACCCAGAAGCUGGUGUUGAAGAAAGAUCAGCUCCUCCAAGAGAAAGAUGAAAUGCGACACCAGCUAGAGAAAGAACUGACCCAGUUUCAGAACACCCUCAUGAAGAUGGAGAUAGAGUUGGAGGAGGAGAAGCAAGAAAUCAAAAAGGCCAAGAAAGAUAAGGGCAAGGCAGCCGAAUGUGAGGUGCUUCGAGCUGAGAUCCAGAGACUGAAGGAGUGUUUGGAAGAAAGUCAACAGCAGCAGAUGCUGGCUGCACAACAUCUAGCCCAAUGUCAAGAGGAAGCCAUGAUGACCAAAGGGAAACUGGAGGAAACACAGAAGAAACUUCAAAACUACAUUUUCAUGGAACAGCAGAAAUCAGACACCAUCCAGGAUCUACAAAGAAACCUCCAGAAGCUGCAGGAGGAUGCGCUUAUAUCUGAAGAGGAACUCUCUUGCAGCAGGAAAAAAAUAAAGGACCUGUCGUCAGAACUCUGUGAGGCCUUGAGAAAUCUUGAAAAUUCUGAUAAGGAGAAGAGACAGCUUCAGAAUAGUUUGUCUGAUCAGGAUUUAAAAAUGAAUGAACUGCUAGAUCAUGUCAAAGUCGUUCAACACAAGAAUAGGGAGCAAGGUUGUGCCAUGAGCAAACUAGAAGAUGACUUUCAGGAGGCAUCAAACUCCCUGGAAGAGAAACGGGAACAGUUGAAAAAGUGCAAAGAGAAGGAAAAGUUUCUAGAGCUAGAGCUUGAGGCAUUCCAGGAAGAAGAUAAAAGGAAGGAAAAAAUGUUAAAGGAAUGUGUGAGAAAGUUGGAAGAUGAAAACGAGGUUCUGAAAAUGCAGGUAGCACAAAUUACUACACAACUAGAUGCCACUAGGGGCAAACUAAACAGCAGCCAGAAAACCAUCCAAGAACUAAAGAAUGAGAUCUCCACUUACAAGGAGACCUUCAAGAAUAUGCAGAUCCAACUGGAAAAGGCAGAGCAGCUAGAGCAGCAAAAUCAUCAGGACAUGAUCAGUAGGGAAGUCCAUGAGGACUUGUGCCGAAAGUCGGCAGCUUGCAAGGAAGAGCUGGCACUGACCCUGGAGAAGCUCAAUAAUGCCACUACGGAGACGAAAAACCUGCACAGGAGCUUGCUGGUAGCCCACGAAAGAAAAAGCAAGCUGGAGGGGGAGAUCAUUAUUUACGAGGAGAGAAUGAAAAAAGUCAACAUAGAAUUAAAAAAACUGCAGAGCUUCCACCAGCAGAGUGAGCUAGAGGUGCAGGCCUUUGACAAGAAGCUGGAGGACAUGAGCAACCAAGUGCUGCAGUGGCAGAAGCAGCACCAGGCUGACCUCCAGAUGCUGGCGUCUAAAGAGAAGCAACUCAAGGGCUUCCAGGAGGAGAUGAUGGCCUUAAAGAAGAGUCUAGUGGCGGAUGACAAGGAGAUCAGUUGCUUGUCCCAGAAGGGCAUGACCAAAGAGACCUGCAGGAUCCACCAAGAGAAUGAGCAGAUUAUGUGCAACAUGGAGCAGUGGGCUAAAGAGCAGAAGAUAGAAAAUGAGAAGCUGGGAAACAAGCUACGAGAACAGGUCAAAUACAUCGCCAAGCUGACUGGAGAGAAGGAUCACCUCCACAAUGUGAUGGUUCACCUGCAGCAGGAGAACAAGAAGCUGAAAUGUGAGAUAGAAGAAAGGCGGCUGCGCACUGGGGCCCAGUGGGGCUGCAGCAGGACCCCGAUUCCGAAUAAACUGGAGCGCUUCCAGCGGGAGAAAGUACAGGCCACCUUGAACUGGAGGGGGGCAUCCCCUGAAAUGCACCAAAGAUUGGAGGUGGGAAAAUUUUGGGGGAUGUCCCACUGCUCAGUUUCUCCCAGGCCCAAGUCUGUAAAUAGGCUCCACCCCCAGCUGAUUUCUCACCACUUCCAAGGCAUACUAUCAUCCAGCCUCUCAGGCCAGGGCCAAAAGGAGAAAAUUUCCCAGCAACCUCUGGAGGCCCUCUCUCUUCUGCAUGACUGUGACAACUGUCUCUCACCCGCAUUCCUCCAACAGGGGCCAGAGCCUCAGGAACUGGCACUUAGCCCAGCUCCCACAGCCACCAAGGCAGCAGUACCUGCUGCAGCCUCCAUCUCAUACUCCCUCCCCAGCCCACCCAUCUCUUAG
Suncus etruscus (white-toothed pygmy shrew) is the source of this 3297-nucleotide messenger RNA. It is a transcript of the gene PMFBP1, whose product is annotated as polyamine modulated factor 1 binding protein 1. Gene Ontology annotation, biological process: spermatogenesis. The record is from RefSeq and is a predicted model, not a curated record. The transcript has 21 exons. Lineage: Eukaryota; Metazoa; Chordata; Mammalia; Eulipotyphla; Soricidae.